Monoraphidium neglectum is the source of this 606-nucleotide messenger RNA. RefSeq lists its product as hypothetical. The record is from RefSeq and is a predicted model, not a curated record. Bases 1 to 606 code for a protein of 201 amino acids. The transcript has 5 exons. Lineage: Eukaryota; Viridiplantae; Chlorophyta; Chlorophyceae; Sphaeropleales; Selenastraceae.
AUGGUGCCCCACUUCGCCGACGUGCUGCAGGCCUUCAACGCCGACCACAUUCAAAGCGCCCGCCCCCUGCACGCCUCCAUGGUCCUGGGCGCCGCCGCAUACCUCGCAAAGAACGGGCACCCUCUGCGGGAGCCUGGGCUUGCGGAGUCGACCGCCGCGGGCGUCCUGGGGCGCUUCUGCUCGCUGCUGCAGGAUGAAAUCCAGAGGGCGGAGGUCACCUGCCAGGACGCGGGUGACGUCAUCUGGUCCCUCUCAACGCUGGGCCUGACCCCGCCCCACCACCAGCUGCGAGCGCUGGCCGAGCGCGGCGCGGAGGAGGACGCCAUCGCAGACAGUACGCCCGCCGCGAUCAGCAAGCUGCUUUGGAGCCUGACCGAGCUCAUCGCCGCCGGCGCGCCGCCCCCGCUGUCGCCCGGGGGCGCCGAGUGGGCGCGGCUAGUGGAGGGAUACUCGCAUGCGGCGGAGGCGCGCGGCUACGACAAGAAAGCGGCGUCCUUCUACAGAGAGGCGGUGUCGCGCCUGUCCACGCCCGGCGGGCGCGGCGGGCAGUGCGUCAGCCGCCAGCUGGCGCAGCGCUGCAUGGCGCAGCUGUCUGUGGGGCGGUGA